AGGUAGUGGAGCUAGUCUUCUUGGGCACUUAAAGUUAGUCGCAGGUUUUUUGAAGUGGCGCCAAACGCGCGCACGGAGAGAUCAGAUCUGACACAACCUAAGUACACGUGUACGGUCGGAAUAAGGCCUCCCACCAAUUGUGAUCGUGCAGGCCACCAUCUUAUAUCAUCCCUUCCAUCAAAAUCCGCAAAAAUCGUUUUUUUUUUAAAAAAAAAUCUUUCCUGGUCUCAUAGAUCUCGCUGCAAUCACCGUCCGUACAAUCUCCGGUAUUAGCUCCGGUGAAUCACUGAAGUAAAGUUUUCCGCUUAUGCGAUCACUGAUCGUUGCUGCGUUCGCAAAUAAAUCUAUCGCCUCAUUGCAGAUAAUUUCUUUAGGGAGUGACGGUUUUAGAAUUCUCCACGAAGUUUAACUGUAUCUGCUUCAGCCAGGAGUUGAAAAACUUUUCUGUUUAUUAUCAAGUUUGUGUAUUUAAUCCUUUGUUUAAAGCCACGUGAUGAAUUUUUGAAGUGUUGUGAAUAUAGUUAACUGUUGGACUAGGACAGCAAAGUGGAAUCAAGAAUUGAAUCCAGCAUAAAUUUUGAAGUAAAGCAAGAAAAAUGUCUUUCCAGAAUCAGGGCUUUUGGAUGACGAAGGGUGCUGGUUGUUUAAAUGAUGGUGAGAUGGCUUAUGAUAAUUCUUCUAGAAUUGAGCCCAAGCGUUCUCAUCAGUGGUUCAUGGAUGGCCCUGAGACAGACUUAUUUCCUAACAAGAAGCAAGCAGUUGGAGUUCCGACUACCAGCUUAUUUUCUGGAGUGUUGAAUUCACAUGUUUCUCAAUGGGGAAAUUCUUCCAGUUUUCAUUCAAUCUCUGGGCAUUUUGCCGAACGAUUAUUUGAUACUGAAACAUCUCGAGCUGUGCAUUUUGAUGAUCAGGGCAUUUCAUCAGGUAGCACAGAGAAAGUUGACAUGGGAAGAAAGGUUAAUGAAGAUCUAUUCACAAAUGAUUCAUCAUUUGGUUUAUCCAUGUCCCAUACAAUGGAAGAUCCCAGAUCUGGGUUAAAUUAUGGGGGACUCAGGAAGGUAAAAGUUAGUCAGGUGAAGGACUCUGAGAAUGUCAUGUCUGUGUCAAUGGGGCAUGCAUAUGAUAGGGUGGAUAAUAAUUCCGUGUCAACAGAUCAUGGUUAUAGCAAGGUGGAAGAUCGUAAUAUAUCAAUGGGUCUUGCUUAUAACAAAGGGGAUGAGAACCUCAUGUCUAUUGGUGACACCUAUGAAAGGGAGAAUAACAUUUUCAUAUCAAUGGGACAAUCAUAUAACAAGAGUGAGGAUAGCGUUACUGUUGGUCAAACGUAUAAAGAAAGUGCCAGUGCCAUUGCAAUGAGCAAUACCUUCGAUAAGGAUGAAAACAAUUUCAUGUCCAUGGGCCAAACAUUCAACAGGGCAGAUGAUAAUUCCAUAACUGUGGGUCACACCUUUGGUAAAGGAGAUGACAGUGCCAUAUCCAUUAGUCAUAGCUACAACAGAGGUGACAACAAUAAUUUGUCAAUUGGUCCGUCCUAUAGUAAGGGAGAGAGUACUAUUAUCUCUUUUGGUGGCUAUGAGGAUGAUGAGGAUACAAGUCAAACGGGAAGGCUCAUAUCGAGCUAUGAUUUAUUGAUGGGUCAGCCCUCUGUCCAGAGUUCUGAUGCACCAAAUGAGAAAGAGAUGGUUAAAUCCAAUGCUGAUGCACUUGUUCCCACUGGUAAUAUAACUGCCUCUGGAACGGAAGUUUCUAGGAAGAAAGAAGACCCAAAAACAGCAAAAAAGGUUUCUUCAAAUAAUUUCCCUUCUAAUGUCAGAAGUUUGCUAUCAACUGGUAUGCUUGAUGGAGUUCCUGUUAAAUAUAUUGCCUGGUCACGGGAGAAAGAGCUACGUGGUGUUAUAAAGGGUUCUGGGUAUCAAUGUGGCUGUCAGACAUGCAAUUUUUCUAAGGUGAUUAAUGCAUAUGAAUUUGAGCGACAUGCUGGUUGCAAAACAAAACACCCAAAUAAUCACAUCUACUUUGAGAAUGGGAAGACCAUUUAUGGGAUUGUUCAAGAGCUUAGAAGCACACCUCAGAGUAUGUUGUUUGAUGUUAUGCAGACUAUAACUGGUUCAUCUAUUAACCAGAAGUCCUUCCGGCUUUGGAAAGAGUCCUUUCUAGCUGCCACUCGUGAACUUCAGCGUAUAUAUGGGAAGGAUGAAGGGAAAAAAUUAUCAUAAGCAACCAUGUUCAUUUGUAAGGGAUCGUGUAAGAGAUCAAUGCCACACAAAAUAGGUACUUUAUCGUGUCUUUGGUUGUAUAAACAUGUAGUCCAUACCUUAAUUGAAGAGAAAAAGAUGAUAUUUAAAUGGUACUUUUUCUUGGAAAGGGAUUUUUUUAUUUUCUUUUUGGCGGUUCUUCCUCUAAACCUAGCUGUUCCCCAUUUGUGUAUCAUCUGCCUUAAGAUUUUACUAUUAAUUGGCCUUAUAGAAGUUACUAUCACUGAUGCAUUCAAACCUUAACCGUUUGGAUAGCAGCUAGCUAUUUAAUUGCUGAAGCUUUGAAAUACAUUCCACACUCUAAUGGA
Molecule: messenger RNA, 2563 nt
Organism: Theobroma umbraticum
Lineage: Eukaryota; Viridiplantae; Streptophyta; Magnoliopsida; Malvales; Malvaceae
Biological process (GO): positive regulation of transcription by RNA polymerase II
Cellular component (GO): nucleus
Molecular function (GO): RNA polymerase II transcription regulatory region sequence-specific DNA binding; chromatin binding; histone binding
Source: RefSeq, a predicted model, not a curated record